AUGGACGUGGAAAACGGGAGAAGCAUGGUAAGUGAAAACGGAAGAAAGGCGCUGUUUUACCUGAGCAACCAUGCAGACAACAUAUGCAGCGUGAAAUUUUGCAGCGAAGAUGUGUUGAUCUCUAGCUGCGAUUGCGGAAUGGUAACUUUAUGGGAUUUAAAUAAUUUAACAAGCACAGGGAAUUACAAGGUAUCAAAUUAUAGUGCAUUAUAUGCAUCCCUUUUUGAUAAGGACCAUUUUUUUGUAAAAACAAAAGAAGGGUCGGUAAAAUUAUGGGACAUAAAGCGUAACCAUUGUGCUGUAAAAUUAGACGCCAACAAUUAUACGUAUGCCAAGCCGUACUCUGUAAAUGGAAAAAUAGUCACGCCUGUAAAUCACAAUGGGGACAUUGCCAUCUAUGACCUGCGGACUCAAGCAGAUUUGCCGCGUAACAAUACCCUAUGCAGUGCCUCGAACGAAGGAAGUAGUAACACGCUCGUCAUACGAUUUAACAAAAUAAAGAAAAGUCUUGGAGAGAUCAAAAUGUUAUCCUCCAGUGGAAUGCAGAAAGAAAAUAAAUCUAUUUUGAACAGCGAAUUGAAGUUCUGUAGUGACAUUUUGGAUAUUUACCCAAUUUCAUUUUGGGGAGACUCGAUGACUAACCAGCUGGUUUCGAGUUUUAUAAUAGACGUGAAGGAAAAUGUCCUAAGUUAUCACAUAAAUAAAAACAAAUGCGUAGUUAGUACUAGCAACAAUUCUGUGUACUCCCUUACAUUGGGACAAAAUGAACAGGUCUGUUUGGUUAAGAAGGCACACUGCCCAAAAUAUAAUAUGAGUAAUUUGGUGAUAAGAUCGGAUAGUAAACUCUUUAUUUCAAUUACGGACAACUGUUCUGUUAACUUGUGUGAUUUACAUCAAAUGGAAGUGAUAGACUCCAUUAAGACAUAUAAGUUUAACUGCUACAAUUUCGUUGACUUCCAUCCUUUUUCCGGCUUGUUCGCAGUGGCAGAACGGAAUAAGGUUUCUAUUUGGGCCAACCAAGCCUCCAGUUUUGAGCCACCCCCCUAG
This is a messenger RNA of Plasmodium cynomolgi strain B, 1047 nucleotides long. RefSeq lists its product as hypothetical. The record is from RefSeq and is a predicted model, not a curated record. Gene Ontology annotation, molecular function: protein binding. Bases 1 to 1047 code for a protein of 348 amino acids. The transcript is spliced from 2 exons. Lineage: Eukaryota; Apicomplexa; Aconoidasida; Haemosporida; Plasmodiidae.